Moesziomyces aphidis is the source of this 1209-nucleotide messenger RNA. Lineage: Eukaryota; Fungi; Basidiomycota; Ustilaginomycetes; Ustilaginales; Ustilaginaceae. The record is from the annotation of a GenBank genome assembly.
AUGAAGCUCUGUCUCACAGCCCUGUUCUUUGCGGCGACAACGGUUGUCAACGCCUUGGUCAGGGAUGUUCCGGGUCUCAAUGGUGCUAUUCCUCCAACCAAUCUGGCCAAUGUAAAAUUUCACAAGAGGAGGCCUGCCGACUUCCAACACCCUGGCCUCUGGCACACACACGAAGAUCUCGAACGCAUGCGGAUUGGCGUGGCCAACCAGCUCGAGCCUUGGUAUUCCGCGUUUGCCAACUUUAGCGCCGAUGUCUACUCCUCGUCAUCAUACAAGAUGAAAGGGCCCUUCCCCGUCAUCUCUCGUGGAUCCGUCAGCAACUACACCAGCUUCACCAGCGACGCGCGUGCUGCCUGGCAAAACGCCCUCAUGUGGUACAUCACUGGAGACGAUGCUCAUCGCAAUGUCUCGACCUCGAUCCUGGAUGGCUGGGGAAGCAAUCUGACCGACAUCAUCGGAACGGACCGCAGCUUGCUCCUUGGAACCGAAGGCCUUCUUUUCGUCAAUGCCGCCGAAAUUAUGCGCUGGGAGGCCAACUGGACAGAGCAAGGUGCCACUUACAAAGGCGGCACGGGAUUUUCCGUUCAGCUUUACUGGCUCUUUGCACGCCAGUCGGUCAUCGUCGGGCAAGCUAAUUAUGGCAUGGCGAGCAUCCAUGCGUUGCUCAACUACGCUAUUUACCUCGAAGAUGUGUCCAUGUACAACUACGCGCUGGAUAUGCUGCAGAACGACCCUUGCGCUGGGCUCGAGGCGAAUUUUGACGUCAAGACAGGGCAGGGUUCCGAAUCCGGCCGUGACCAAGGGCAUGCCCAGAUUUCGAUCGGCUGGACAGCUUUGGCCGCCAAAACCAUCCUAUCCCAAGGUGGCGACAUGUUCAAGGAGCACAACAACCUCAUUCUACGCGGAGCCGAAUAUGCCGGACAGUACAACUCGAACAAGACCGUUCCUUUCGACCCCUCCUUCUAUCGAUGCGAAGCUGUCCUGGUGGAUGGCCCCUGGGGCACAGUUGCUAACGUUUCUCGCGGUUUGAAGUAUCCAGUCUACGACCUGGUCUACUAUGAGUAUAUCCAACGCCUUCGGGUCGACAGCGAGGCCAUCAAGGAGGUCAAACGGCUCUCGCCUUCAGAGAGCAACGUCACCAGCGCGGAUCUGCCAUCGUGGGGAGACCUUCUCUGGGCUUACAACUCCACAAGUAGCAGUCAGGCCUAA